Macrosteles quadrilineatus (aster leafhopper) is the source of this 1897-nucleotide messenger RNA. RefSeq names its product SH2B adapter protein 2 (gene Lnk). Gene Ontology annotation, biological process: intracellular signal transduction. Gene Ontology annotation, cellular component: plasma membrane. The record is from RefSeq and is a predicted model, not a curated record. NCBI's taxonomy places the organism in Eukaryota, Metazoa, Arthropoda, Insecta, Hemiptera, Cicadellidae. Gene Ontology annotation, molecular function: transmembrane receptor protein tyrosine kinase adaptor activity. The transcript is spliced from 6 exons. Bases 377 to 1897 code for a protein of 506 amino acids.
CUGAGACAAGAACAUCGAUAACGUAUUACGUGUAUUAUUUGUUAAAUGUUUAGGAAUUCUCUUGCCGAGAGAUUGUGUGACAAUAAUACAUACUACAACUAUGUUUAAAGUGUUCAUUAUGCUGUGUAAAAAUUUUAGUAGCCACAUUCCUGUGGCUUAUUUAAAGUAAAGAAAUGCCAGUUAACCUUAAAACUUACCACACCCUCUUGAGUGAUAACAUUACUGUUAUUUCUAGGACUACUUUGCAAUGAUUGAUAUGUAAUCUCCAAUGUAAAAUUAUUUCUUUCCGUGUGUAUACCUUUUACGCCUAUGUUUAUACUAAUAUGUCCUACAGGUGUUGUAAAAUGUGCGUUGGCAUUGAGAUUUGCCGUUAAACAUGGCUAGUGCUAAUGAUGAACAUGAUCACCUAAGUUGGAUAGAAUUUUGUGAUAGACAUGCAAAAGCUGCAGCAGCUGACUUCGCUAAGGCGUUGGUUGGCUAUGUAGGAGCAAAUCUACCAGAGAAUGUUAGACCUACUGUGGCCUAUAAGGACUUUGUGUCAAAGUUUGUCGAAUUUUUUGUUGACCAUUUUGAAAACGAAUACUCAAUGAAGAACCAUUGUAAGAAAGUGCCAAAUGGUAACAUAUUACCUCCAGGAUCGUCAAAUCACAACACACAUAGUCAUGAAGAGUUCAGUGAUUAUUCAGAACAUGAAGCGGAUUCCCCAUCUCCUAAAGUUCCGUACAAACCAUUUUUUCGGAGACUGUCAUUUAAAGGCCUUCGGAAAGGCAAAGGAUUCUUUCAUAAACAAAAUUCUGAUGAAGUAGAACUUUCACUUGAUAAACAUUUAAAGAAUGACAAACAUUUCAAGACCAAACUGGCUAAAAUAGUUGUCGAGUGUCGAAAAGAAGGCAUUGUGAACUAUCUUAUGGGGGAAAACAUAGACGGUUGUAGUAACCAAAAGUGGGAAAAGUGUAGGCUAGCGCUAGUUAAAACUGUGGGUGGAUACAUGCUGGAGUUUUAUUCGCCACCAAAGGCGAUAAAACCCAAAAGUGGAGUAUUCUGCUUUUUGAUAUCGGAAGCCCGAGAGACCACAGCUCUUGAGAUGCCAGACCAUGAGAAUACUUUUGUCCUCAAGGCAGAAAACAACAUGGAGUAUGUAAUAGAAGCACACGACACAGACGACAUGCGUUCUUGGCUAGCGACUGUCAAAUACUGCAUGCGAUCCGUGCCAACAUCCACUGACAAUGUGGAUACAAGAAGUCUGCUGGGAGUGGUGAAUGAGAACGAGAGGCUGCGGUCUCCAGUAGCCAAGCCUACUGCUCCACCCGAGUCAGUGGAGGAUCCACCGGAGCUACCCCCACGGCUGCAAACCUCCACCCCCGUCCUGCGUCUGUCCAGCAACAGCAACUUUGAGCUUUGCACUUCACGCACUGACAUAGAGCAUGCAGUGUGUGAGUCGGACGUAGACCUAUCUCUCACACUGAGAGAAUACCCAUGGUUCCACGGGACCUUACCCCGCUCUGACGCUGCCUCUCUAGUCCUUCACGGCGGGUCCGGUGCACACGGAGUCUUUCUAGUCCGUCAGAGUGAAACCAGGAAAGGGGAGUUCGUACUGACCUUCAAUUUCCAAGGACGAGCAAAGCACCUUCGAAUGACACUAAACGACCAGGCACAAUGUCGAGUACAACAUUUGUGGUUCUCAACCAUAUUUGACAUGCUAGAACAUUUCCGUCAACAUCCCAUCCCUCUAGAGUCUGGAGGCACAGAAGACGUUACUCUGACAGAGUAUGUAGUGGCGCCGCUGGUGACGGCGCAGGCAGCACCUGUCAGGUCGACAACUACACCUAGCACCAGCACACCUGCGCCAGACCGCCGACCUCCGCCUACGCCGGACACACGAGAGGUAAUAGACUGA